Trichoderma gamsii is the source of this 2043-nucleotide messenger RNA. Its product is annotated as caspase domain-containing protein. Bases 1 to 2043 code for a protein of 680 amino acids. Gene Ontology annotation, molecular function: cysteine-type endopeptidase activity. NCBI's taxonomy places the organism in Eukaryota, Fungi, Ascomycota, Sordariomycetes, Hypocreales, Hypocreaceae. Gene Ontology annotation, biological process: proteolysis. The transcript has a single exon. The record is from RefSeq and is a predicted model, not a curated record.
AUGCCGAAUAAAUGGGCUCUCCUUAUUGGGGUGGAUUUCUACUUCCAGGGCAGCCAAAGAGAUAUACAUUUCAAGAAUCUGAAGGGCUGCGUCCGCGAUGUUUCCCGAAUUGAAGAGCACUUGGAGAGCAUAGGCGGGUUUAAUAUUGAGAAACUUACCGCUUCUUCGGGUGUUAACGACGAGGGUCCAUUGGAGACAAACCCAGACACUUGGCCAACAUACGAUAAUAUCAAAGCAAAGAUCGACUACAUCAGCAGUCGGGUCGCCCCAGGGGACUUUGUUCAUAUUCACUAUUCAGGUCAUGGAAUCCUACGCCAUAGACUCAAGGAUCUAGCACAUCUGGAUGGUGGCGACGCUAUAUCUGGUACAGCUCUGGUACCUACCGAUGUGAAAAUUGGCGGUGCCUACCUCUCUGGUUAUCAACUCGGAGUCUGGGUACGUAGACUAGUCGAAAAUCAUAAGGUCCGUGUCAGCAUAACCCUGGAUAGCUGCUAUUCAGGCAAGGGACUUCGAGAAGAGAACGACCCCAACUUUGCGCUGCGAACUUCAGAAGACAGUGAAUUUGACGAUUCAUGGCUUGAAAGCGACGAAAAAGGGAACAACGAGAUUCUGGACACCGACAUCGAGCUUGAUAAUGACACGGAUUCAGAUGAGAGGAACGCCACAGUGAAAAAGUCUUGGCUUUCGAGCUCAGAGGGAUGCACGGUCUUGACGGCGUGCCAAAUAGGCGAGACCGCGGGGGAGUAUAAAUUCGUCGGUCAACCGGGGAAAAGCGGCAUUUUAACUCAUUGGAUGCUGGACACAAUCAGUCGUUGGCCCCGUACUCGGAUCCUUACAUACACGCAGGUUGUGCAUCAUGUUAAGACGAGUAUUACGACAGAGAUGACGGAUAGGACGCAGACUCCAACCCUACACGGCGAUAGUUUCUACGAAUUUUUUGGUAAUCAACGGCUCAUCCAACUUCCGAUGUGCUCAGUCCGCUCGCUAGAGCAGCCUGGAUCUCAACAGAUGCUGUAUUCCAUCGAUAUUGGCACCGCACAGGGUGUGGCUGCGGGUGCUAUCUACUCCGUAUUGCCAAUCCACCCGAAGGAAAACAAAGAUCUUAAAAGCAGAGAUCUUCAAAGCAGAGAUCUUCAAAACAGAGAUCUUAAGAUACGCGUUUGUAAAGCCUCCAUAUUCCACUCUGAGGCCACUCUCAUACACGCGGACCGGGCAUCGCAAAAAAUAGCCAUUGGGACAGGCAGUUUGGCCGUUCGCGAUACCUGGGCGCUCCCAUCGGGUCGACCACUUAAUAACUUUACAGCUUCUCUCAACUAUGAUACUAAUAGUUUUGAGAUCAAAGACGCCCAACAUGAACGGGUUGCCCGAGUACCAGCAAUAUCCGUUCUUGACGACCGCGCAGGUGUCAAAAUUGCAUACAUGUUAAAGCAUCUUGAACGAUUCAGCGCCGUGGCAGACUUCAGCUAUGGCGAACCGCCAAACCUUCUUGACCCUCAAAGUUACACGUUCGAGCUUCUUGAUGAUCAAGGCACGGCCCUUAUCCCGCUGGGAAAUGAAUAUGAAGUUAGCAACGGCCAGGACUUGACAAUCCGCUUUGUAAACAAUGAUACUACUGCCAAGAACGUCCACGUCGCCAUUUUCCUAUUCAGCGCUACAUGGGGCAUCCAAAGAUGCUACCCAGAAGAUGGGCAGUCGACAAUUCAGGCAAUGCCUGACGACAAAGCAUUGGCCUGUGAUAUUAGGAUGUCUAUCCCUCGAGCAGUCCACGACACAGACCCGCCUGAUAUUCGGGACCGCUUCAGGGCGUACAUCUACCGUGGUGAUCAACCACCCUCGUGGGACGAACUGCUCCUGCCCGACAUCCCUGCCCAUGCCGGUUCUGUCCCAGAGGUGCUCGUAGUAGAGCCACUGCCUGAGGAGGAAGAUGAGGAAGAUGGGUCUCGGAACAUCAAGAAGCCUAGCCGCGGUACGAAGCCCCGCGAACAAAAUGAGAAGGAGGAAUCAUGGCAAGUGAAGGAUUUUUGGGUCCAUACGACUCCAUAG